AUGGCAAACUUAAUUCAUUGUUAGGAUAAAUAUGUUUGUUUUGAAGGACUUGUAGAAUUCUUAUUAAGCUUAUUCUAUUUAUUCUAUUUAAUAAUUUGCUUUAGAAUACUUAUCAAAGAUAAAAGUGGAGUUGUUAUUCAAAAUGAUAAAUACUUAUGUUUUGCUGCUUUGAUCUAAAUACUUUUGCAGACAAUAUAUUUUUUGUAUUUUUGUAAUUAAAUUCAACUUAUAAGCUGCAAGAUAAUGAUUUUUUAUUAACAACCAUAAGAUGUUUGGGAAUAGCAAUGUAAAUAAUGUUUUGCAAUAUUUUGGGCACUAUUGUUGCUGAUGAAAUAUAAACACCAAGAGUAUGGCAAUUGGCUAAAUUAUUGCUUGUAUGUACAUUUAUUUUAUGGUAUUGGUUUGGUAUUGCUCAUCAAAGUUCAAUAGAGUAAUCAUAAUAUGAUUUUAUUAGUUAUAAUUGCAUUUAAGCUGAUUAUUUAAUCCUUUCUAGUAUAGGUUUAUUUUUGGCUGGUGGAUCCUUUUUUUUAGGAAAUUUUGCACUGACAAGCAUGAUAGAUUUUAAAAAUUCUUUGGUUCUAUAUUAUUCUAAUAUUUAUAGGAGGUUUCAAGAUCAGGACAUAUUUAAAUAUAAUCCAAUAAUAAAAUAUAUGAAUAAGUAUUAAUGAGAAUUUAAUAAGUAACAUUAAUGCAUUGUAUAAUUAAGAAUUAUUAAUAGAUUGCGGAUUAAUUUAAUUUGGAGUUUAGUUUACUUUUGAUCUAUUUACUUAUGUAAGUUCUUAAAAUUCAAAUUAAUGUACUAACUAUUAUAAUGCUGCAUCUUUUCUUUCAGUUUUAUUUAUUUAAUAAAUUCUUAGAUUAUUUUAUUGACUAUUUUCAAAUUAGUUUCAUUUACAACAAUGCCAGCUACCAUUUUUUAUAUAUUUUAUGAAAUGAACAAAAAUAAAAUUUAAGAAAAUGAAAAUAAUAUAAUUGAAAUGAAUAUAACUUAAUGA
This is a messenger RNA of Paramecium sonneborni, 995 nucleotides long. The record is from the annotation of a GenBank genome assembly. NCBI's taxonomy places the organism in Eukaryota, Ciliophora, Oligohymenophorea, Peniculida, Parameciidae.